Molecule: messenger RNA, 2690 nt
Organism: Sipha flava (yellow sugarcane aphid)
Lineage: Eukaryota; Metazoa; Arthropoda; Insecta; Hemiptera; Aphididae
Product: UDP-glucuronosyltransferase 1-1-like
Exons: 6
Coding region: 561-2126 (521 amino acids)
Molecular function (GO): UDP-glycosyltransferase activity
Source: RefSeq, a predicted model, not a curated record
ACGUUCCCACACGAGUAAUGUGCCAUGUUAAAAAUACACUGCACGUACACGUGUUAUUAUUAGUUAUAAUCUUUGUUGGACUCACGAUAAGAAAAUAAGUGUACUGUACUUUACAAAAAAAAAAAAUAUUUGCGAUAGGAUUAUAUUGGAAAAAAAAACGAACAGCAUAGCUGAAUCGUUACAGCUUAUUUACUUCUGUUCGGUUACGCCUACUCGUGAUGCAGAUGUGCUUUAACGGUUAGGUUGGAACUAUCAGUCCGAUAUAUCGCAUCGAACACAGCACAGCGUUUUUGCCAUCCACUAAUAUGUUAUCGUUACCAAACUGAAUAACUUAAAAGUGCUAAAACCAGGUAUCGAUGUUAUUAAAUAAUCAUGAUUUUUUUUUCCUACUUAAAAAUGUGAUACUGAAAUAUAUUUAAAGACUGCCGAUACCGAUUAAAUUUAAUAUCAUUGUAUAAUUUCGACUUGUUUCUAUCUGUACGAGUACACAUCCGUUGCGCACGUUGGAUAAUUUCAACUGUUGAUUAUUUAUGUGAACAAAGAAAAUUGAAAAUAUAAUUAUGAAAAUUAAUUUUAUAUUGAUUUUCAUACUGAACUUGUAUGUUCGUGUAAUAAGAAGUUCGAACAUCCUUAUUUUUACUCCAUCUCCUUGGAGAAGUCAUAUCGUUUAUUUUCAGCCAUUAUUUUUGGAACUAGCAAAUCGUGGUCACAAUAUAACCAUAGUAUCCAAAUUCCCGGUUAAAAAUCCACCACAAAAUUAUACACAGGUGAUUCCAUCGUACCAUUUCGAUUCUAACAGAAGAUCAGAUUUACUUAUGCAAGAUCGGGAUUUGUAUUACUUGUUCGUCGCAGAUCCAGUGUUGCGUAGUACGAUCCUGGUCGACACAGCAAAUUUGUUUAUGUCAGAUUCAGUGGUACAGAAAUUUAUCAAUGAGGAUCGAUCCUCGUUUGAUUUAGUCAUUGUUGAGUCAUUUUUUCAAGAAUGCACCGUUGCAUUAGGACAUAAAUACGGUGCACCAUUAAUCUCAAUCGUUCCUGUGGCUCCGUGGGUGAGCGUAUCUCGCUGGAGUGCAAAUCCAUCGGACUUUUCUUACAUUAAAGACUUCAUGCUGGACGGCGGAAAGUUACUGAAUUUCUGGGAAAGGUUUUUCAAUACUUAUAUCGGACUCUACGGUCUGUUUGUUGAGCCCAUAACGUAUUUGCCGAAAUUAGAAGAUAUCAUGAAUACAUACAUGCGAUACCCAGGGCACGAGACGAGACCCACGAUGGCGGAAAUGCUUCAAAAUAUAUCAUUAAACUUGAUCGAUUCCGAUUUAAUGAUACUCAGUCCGCGGCCUUAUAUGCCGAAUUUCAUUGAAGUGCCUGGAUUUAAUAUACAACAAGAUGGAAAAAUUAACCAGAGACUUCAAGAAUUUCUUGAUGGAGCCACCACGGGUUUUAUCUAUUUUAAUUUUGGCACUGUAUUGAACGUCACGAGUAUACCCAAAUCGUCUAUGCGCGUGUUGAUCAACGUGUUAAGCCGAUCGAAACACAAGGUUAUAUUCAAAUGGAUCAAUAAUAAUACUGAAGGGUUUCCGGUUAACUUUUACGUUGAUAAGUGGCUCCCACAGAGAGAAAUUUUGAAACAUCCACACUGUAAGGUUUUUAUCACUCACGGAGGAUUUCAUAGUUUAAUUGAAACAAUUGACGCUGAGGUUCCUAUUAUUGGAUUUCCCGUUUUCGGCGAUCAGUAUCAAAAUCUGAAAACUAGUCAGGAUUACGGAAUUGCAAUCAAGAGCAAUAUUUUUACAUUGACCGAAGAACUGUUUGAAAGAGAUUUAAAGAGUGUUUUGACUGAUCAGAAGUUUUCUGAAAAUAUUAAAAAGUUAUCCGCUAUACGUCGUGAUCGACCAAUGCCAUCUUUGGAUACUGCGGUAUUUUGGGUGGAAUACGUAAUCAGACAUGGAGGAGCUCAUCACUUACGUAUAGCAGCAGUUGAUCUAACAUGGUCCCAAUACUAUUUGUUGGAUAUUAUUGUGUUUGUUUUUUUUAUUUUGUCGUUAUUUAUUUGUACGUGCUAUUUUAUUAUCAAAUGGAUGAAGCGAUUCAUAUUUAAUUUGUUAACCUACGAGCAAAAAAACGAUUAGAAUAUUGUUGGAAAUCGUAAAAUAUCAUAUGAAGUAUUUCCGUUGUGUAUUACACUGGUUGUAAAAUGCAACGUUGAGUCGUGAUAAGUUUCUAGUGUGAUACAUUUAUUGUAAAUCUUUUUUAUAAUUCUGUUGUCGUACUUUAAGGCGUAAGGUAUGUUUAUGCGUCAAAAAGAUUUAAUUAUCGUUUAAUCUGGUGUAUCUAAUAUUAUUAACCAUUGAUAUAAUCAUUACAUAUUUUCAAAUAUUUCACAAUCCAUUAAGCUAUCGACAUUUGAAUAACUACAAGAACAAUUUUUUUUUCUUCAAAUCUGCAGUCAAAUACCGAUAAAUUAUUAUUAUUAUAUUUUUAAAAUUGUUAUAUACUACUAAUUGUUACGUGCCACCGAUUCGAUUUUAACUUGAGCAGUCGAUAAUGUAUGAUUUAUAAUUAAAUAAGAGACUUUAACUUUUAGAAUACGUUUAUUUUACAAUUCAAAGUAUUAAAAAAAUUCUGAUAAUAAGUGACGUAAAGUUGCUUGCAGUUCCGCGACCAAAAUUCAUCUGAAUUGUGGUCAUUUCCAU